AUGACAACCUUUGAAUUGAAACUACCUGAAGAGCUGCGCUUAUCUAUCUUCCGACGCGUAAGCACUCAAGACGCAUUGAAGCUUGCUAUUGUCUGUCGAACAUUCCGAACUUCCGCUGAACAGGUCCUGUACGAAACCAUCUCGAAUGUCCAGUACAUGAAUCGUCUCUAUAGGACGUUGGUGGUCCGACCGGAUCUAGCUAGCCUAGUCAAGAGCAUCGAUCUUUGUCCAUUGAUGCUAGAAUCACCGGUGCCGGCUGUCGUAGACCAUGGAUGCUCUGUUGGAAUGACCGACAAUGAUUACCGUUUCGAUUUGCCCAUCACGGAGAAUCGAAUCGCUGGACUGAUACUACGAGCCUUGCCUGCGCUUGAAUCGCUGAAAAUCAGCAUUCUGUAUCUGGAAGAUCGACGCCUAUAUACUGAAGAAGGAUACGAUGACUUAGCCUGGCAGAGCGCUCAUCCAAUUAUCGCAGUUUUGGGUCCUGCAUAUCACCCUUCCAAUGGCAACCACACGACUCUGCUGAGCCAGAUCCCCGGGUUGAAAAACUUGAAGGAUUUAACGUACUGUGGCGCGAGGUUUCCAUCGUCUUUGGGUUCAUUACCAAACCUAGAGAACGUUCAUCUGAGUCGAGAUUGCUUUUUCAUGGAUGACCCGAAACAAGACGCCUCUGUCCUCGAUCCAGACCUCACACGGUCGAAGUACAGAUACCUUGAGUCAUGCCUGAAGCAGUACAUCUGUCUCAAGACUCUGACCAUAGAUAUCCUGGAACAAGAACGGGUAACCAGGCACGGAGAUGUCUCAACCCUUCUUGAUCGCCUACGAGAUGUGCAAGGGCACAUCGAAAUGAUGAACUUAAUCGUUGUACAGCCCCACGAAGGCUUACACUACCUGAACUUGGUUCUUCCUGUGCCAAGCAUGACUGCGUUCUCGGGGCUGAAGAAGCUCAGCAUGCCGUACGAGUGGAUCGAAAAGGUUGACAACGAGACCAUCGUCAUGACUGUAUUCUCCAAGGUCUUUCCUCAGACUCUGGAGGUGUUAGAGCUACAGAUCCCCCAGGAACAUACAUGCGCAUGGUUACUAGAGUUCGCCAAUCAGCGCAGCAAGUCGAACUUCAUUCACCUUCGCGAAUUUCGCUUGUAUUGUUCGGAGAUGCGAGGCGUCGGCUACGAGAAGUUCCGAUACGAUUCACGAUACGCCACCCAGGUGAAGGACAUAGGCAAGACUGGAAUACACGUCGAGGUUUCAUAUCAUCCGGACGAGUACAAACCCGAGUGGGACAACGAAGACUACGACCCUAUAUCGAAGUCUGUCGUGGAUGAACUUAGGUCUUUGUCCGUAAGCUAUCAAGCGGGUUAG
Messenger RNA from Didymosphaeria variabile, 1356 nucleotides. RefSeq lists its product as uncharacterized. The record is from RefSeq and is a predicted model, not a curated record. Gene Ontology annotation, molecular function: protein binding. The coding region runs from base 1 to 1356 and encodes 451 amino acids. The transcript has 2 exons. Lineage: Eukaryota; Fungi; Ascomycota; Dothideomycetes; Pleosporales; Didymosphaeriaceae.